Molecule: messenger RNA, 3453 nt
Organism: Xyrauchen texanus (razorback sucker)
Lineage: Eukaryota; Metazoa; Chordata; Actinopteri; Cypriniformes; Catostomidae
Product: synaptic vesicle glycoprotein 2B-like
Exons: 13
Coding region: 401-2458 (685 amino acids)
Biological process (GO): transmembrane transport; chemical synaptic transmission
Cellular component (GO): membrane
Molecular function (GO): transmembrane transporter activity
Source: RefSeq, a predicted model, not a curated record
UGGGGAGAUUCAAUCUGGAUGAUCAUGAGGUCGGCCCAUAAUCCCCUGCUCUGUUAAAUUGACAUGUAGGGCUUGCCUUCUGAAACUCUCAGCAAGGAUUUUCCUUUGGAAUUUUCUCUUUUUCUUUUCGUCUUUUUUUUAAUUAUUAUUAUUAUUUGUACUGAACAACACUGACACAGAGGAAUAUUCAUUCUGGUGCAGAAUGUGGCCUUGUGUAGAACCAACCAAAGGGAAAUAUCUCAUUGUCAACAUAAAUAUUGAGGCCUUAACUUAAAAGAGGGGCACAUAAAAGCAUUUUUGGACCUUGCAUCUGGAAGUUUGACCAAAGGCGGGGAGAUUUUAGGGGAUAAUGCCAAUUUAGCUAAUUUCGUCUGCAAGAAUAUAACUGAUUCAAGCCAACAUGGAUGACCCAUACCAAAACAAUAUAAACCAGCAGGGAGAAACCUACCCUACAUAUAAAGAAGACAAUUACCCCUAUCAGACAGACUACCCACCUCAGGAGGAAGAUGCUGCCAGUGAUGCCACAGAGGGAAAUGAUGAAGAUGAUCAGAUGUAUGAGGGGGAGUACCAGGGCAUCCCCCAUCCGGAUGAGAUCAAGGAAGCGCGGAGAGCUGCACGAAGGGAAGCCCGGAUGAAGGCCAGGAUGGCUGCUGAGGCUGAAGAGGAGACAUUGCCAGAGCAGUACGAGACCAUCAUGGAAGACUGUGGCCACGGGCGUUUCCAGUGGACCCUCUUCACGGUGCUGGGCCUGGCCCUCAUGGCUGAUGGGGUGGAAUGCUUUGUAGUGGGUUUCGCCCUUCCCAGUGCUGAGAAGGACAUGUGCCUGUCCAAUGCUGACAAGGGCAUGCUUGGUUUAAUUGUGUAUGUGGGCAUGAUGAUUGGUGCUGUUGUAUGGGGUGGUCUGGCGGAUAAACUGGGCCGACGGCAGUGCUUACUGUACGCUCUGUCAAUCAACUGCAUCUUCUCGUUCCUGUCCUGUUUCGCCCAGAGCUACGGCUUCUUCAUCUUCUUCAGACUCUGUUCAGGAAUUGGGAUUGGUGGGUCGAUCCCUGUUGUGUACACGUAUUACUCUGAGUUCCUGCAGAUAGACAAGAGAGGAGAACAUCUCAGCUGGCUGUGUUUGUUCUGGAUGCUCGGGGGACUGUACGCCUCCUUCACCGCCUGGGGAAUCAUCCCACAUUAUGGCUGGGGCUUCAGUAUGGGUACAGAGUUCCAGUUCCACAGUUGGCGUGUGUUUGCGCUGGUUUGUUUCCUUCCCUCAGUCGCUGCUCUCGCUGGGCUAGUGUUCAUGCCAGAAAGCCCCCGUUUCCUUCUGGAGACUGCAAGACACGACGAAGCUUGGAUGAUCCUGAGACAAGUCCAUGACACCAACUGGAGGGCGAAAGGAGAGCCAGAGAAAGUGUUUCAAGUUUCUCAGAUCAAAACACCCCUCACUCAGGAUGAUGAAUUUAUAGAGAUUCAGAGUGAAACUGGCACUGCCUUCCAGAGAUUCAUGGUCCGACAUAUGACCCUGGUCAAACAGGUCAUGAAGAACAUGAUGUCUCUGGCUGCACCUGAACUCAGACUCCAUAGUUUGUUCAUUGCCAUUGUCUGGUUUACUAUGGCCUUCAGCUAUUAUGGCCUGGGAGUGUGGUUUCCUGACCAGAUCAAGUAUCUGCAAUAUGAAGAGUAUGAGUCCAACGUCAAGCUCUUUCAUCGUGAGAAAGUGGAACGCUUUCAUUUCAAUUUCACUCUACAAAAUCAGGUCCACAAAGAGGGGGAGUAUAUCCAUGACAGGUUUGUCAAUAUAGAAAUUAGAAAUGUGAAGUUUGAGGACUCGCUGUUUGAGAACUGUUAUUUUGAGGACGUCAAGUCAACAGAGUCCUUCUUUGAGAACUGCACCCUUAAAAACACAGUCUUCUACAAUACUGACCUGUGGGAAGAUUCAAAGUUCAUUGACUGUAGGCUGGAAAAUACAACGUUUUUGCACCCCAAAAAAGGCUGUCAUCUAAACUUCCAGGAGGAAAAUGACAUCUUGAUCUAUUUAGUCAGCUUUCUCGGCAGUUUGUCUGUGUUACCGGGCAACAUUAUAGCAGGUCUAUUAAUGGAUAAAAUUGGAAGAAUUAAAAUUAUAGGGGGUUCUAUGCUGGCAUCGGCUGGCUGCACCUUCUUCCUGUUCUUGUGCUUCAGUCAGGGGGCGGUCAUCACUUUCCAGUGCCUCUUCUUUGCAGCUGGUGCGGCAGCUUGGAACGGCAUUGAGGUCAUUACUGUUGAGCUCUAUCCAGCCUCUAAAAGAGCCACAGCUUUCGGUGUGUUGAACGGCCUCUGCAAACUCGCAGCUAUCAUCAGCUGUUUCAUCUUUGGCAAAUUUAUCGGCAUUACCAAGAUCAUCCCCAUCAUCCUGUCCUUCUCUGCGCUAGUGUGUGGAGGACUGCUGGCAUUUAAACUACCUGAGACACGCGAGGUCAUUCUUCAGUGAAAAAGCCAAACUCCUCAAGCAUCAAGGCCUCAUACCAGCAUUUGGUCCAGCUGGAAUCUGGAUUUCCUCAUGUUUGGACUACUGAACACUGACAGCAAAAGGGCUGUAUCAUGUAAAGCUGAUAUGGUGUCAUGUUAUAGCCAUUUUCCCUGAGUAUUGAAUCCGAUAUUUGGACAUUUUUGGAAAUAUCUUUGCUACAAUUAAACAAAACUUAGAAAAUUAGAAGUCAGAGUAAGUCAAAUCCCUCUAUUUUUAUUGAAACAUACUGUAACUGACUUCCAACUAUAAAUCACAGCAGUUAUAUUUCUGCAUUUUGCUUUUUGCAAGUGUUGUGUACAUGUUGUUCUUUUUGUGAUAUUUUGGUCAGACAAUUUUUUUGCAUUUACUUUCUUCUUCUGAUAACCUGCUUUUUGUCUAGUUAUUGUUGUGCUGUAUUUGUGUAUUACUGUGAUAUAUAUGUAUUUCACAAUAGAUCAUUAUAUUUUCACUGUGUUUUAACUCUAAUGCUGUUGGAUUCCCAUUUUUUCUAAUAUUAUUUGUCAUGCCUUUUCAGUAGAACAUGAUCAUGCUAUACAAAAAUGGCAUUGUUUGUAGGAAAAUAGACAUUUUUAAGAUUUUACUUGAGAUAAAUGUCAAUAAUGUUAAUUUCCUGUGAGAAGAGUUUUAGAUUAUGCAAUAAUUGUUCUGUUUAUUAAAUCGUGUGGAUAGUAAAUAUGAAGGAGGGCCUCAAAAAUGUUCAUUUAUGGGUAUUAUACAUGUUUCACAUUUGACUACAGAGAAGGCUACGUACAUGUAUUUUCUUUCUUUUUUUAAGAUGACAUCUCCAAUAGGUUAAUACUGUCUACAAAAGAGGCUUUAUAUUCCAUAGCUAGUAAUAAUGGCUUUAUGAAAGGGAAUGCAUAAUUAAGCCUUUUUAUAUUUCAUAUUCAAAACGUCAUGGAAGAAAAGCCCAAUUGAAUUUGUUUUGUUUGUUCUGGUUUGUGAUGGUAUAAAAA